AUGCCGAGCUCUUUUACUGGGGGGCGGGGGAGACGACACUGCGGUCCUAGUGCUGCUCAGUGCGGCCCAGAACCUAGCCCUGUGGUGUGUCCCCCGAGGGCGCAGCGCCGGGCCCUCGGGGUCGAGGCCGCGGGCGGCGAGCUGGGGCCCCGAAGGCCCGGGCUGAGCUCACCCCUCGGUUCCCGCGUCCGCGGCCCUGAGCGCACGGUGCUCGGAACUCGGAGGUGUCCGCGACUCCGGCAGCACCGGCCCGGGAGGGUGCGAACCAGAGGCGUUCCGAUCCGCGGAGUCCCAGCCUGGAACGUUCGGACCCUCGGAUUCCGGCCUCGAGCGUUCGGACCCUCGGGUUCCGGCCCCGGCGGCGCUGAGAGCCCGGAGCGCCAGGGCGCGCCAGCCGCGGGAUCCGAGCCGCGGACUGCGGGCGGGACAGCUCCCCCGCUCCGCCCGUGGGGAGCGCUCGCCCCUCCAGGAAGCGCCCGCCUCGCCUCCCCACCCCCGCCCCCUCUCGGCCGGAGGGAGGAGCCCGAGCCGCCGCCGCCGCCGCCCGCCCGCCCGGGAGGAGCACUGGACCCCAGGCGGCUGGGAGCGCACGCGAGCUGGCCAGGGCCGCGCGGGCAGCGCCCUGAGCCCGUCCCGCGCCCGCGGGCCCCGCCAAGCAGAGGAGCGCCCCGGGAUGCCCCGGCGGCCCGGAGCGCGGGCAGCGGCAGCGGCGACCACGCCGUGAGGGCGGCGGCGCCCGCGGGACCCGUGGCCUCAGGGUCCGGCCCGCCUGCCCGCUGCCGGGCUGGCACAGAGGGGCCCACUCUGACCCUCGCCUGCCCCAACUCCGGACAUCAUGUGCUCCCCAUUUCGGGGAUCCAGAAGCUUCCAGCCAGAGGCCAGGGCCUGCCAGCUAGACCAGGUGGAGUCAAGGUGGAGUCCGAGGAGCUCGGCCCAGCCUGA
Messenger RNA from Prionailurus viverrinus (fishing cat), 942 nucleotides. Its product is annotated as translation initiation factor IF-2-like. The coding region runs from base 1 to 942 and encodes 313 amino acids. The record is from RefSeq and is a predicted model, not a curated record. NCBI's taxonomy places the organism in Eukaryota, Metazoa, Chordata, Mammalia, Carnivora, Felidae. The transcript is spliced from 3 exons.